Messenger RNA from Arachis ipaensis, 569 nucleotides. The record is from RefSeq and is a predicted model, not a curated record. NCBI's taxonomy places the organism in Eukaryota, Viridiplantae, Streptophyta, Magnoliopsida, Fabales, Fabaceae.
AACCAAGAGCUUGGGAGUUUCAGUUCAAUUCAGGGAUUCAGACUGUUGCUGUCAUUGGUGUUAGAGAAGGCUUAGUGCAACUUGGUUCAUUUAACAAGAUUGCUGAAGAUCUGAACAUAGUGAUGAGCAUACAAAGAAAAUUCAGCUACCUUCAAAGCAUACCAGGUGUGUUUGCAAUUCAAAGACCAUCAUACUUACCUAUCCAACAACAAAAUCCAUACCUUGCAAAAUCCAAUUUCCAAAUCAUGGACUCCAAUAAUGACAUGCCUCUCUCAAACUACAACAUGGUGAUCAACCAAAUUGGAUCAAUUAAUAAUAAUAAUAGUAGUAGCAGAAUACUUGAAGAAAAAUCAAACUAUUUUUCCAUGGUAGCAAUCAACAUGAUGGGAAGUAAUAAUAAUAAUAGUAAUAAUACUCUGCAGAUAUUUUCAGAUAAAGUUUUCAGAUAUUAUUAGAUCAUGUGGGUGGUCACAAGUCACCAGUCAAGUCACAACCAACCAAUAAAACAAUCGCAUCCAUAGCAGCUAAAACAAAAUUCAAAUUAAAAGAAAAAUACAUUAAUAAAUAAG